Notothenia coriiceps (black rockcod) is the source of this 6033-nucleotide messenger RNA. RefSeq names its product ubiquitin specific peptidase 7 (herpes virus-associated) (gene usp7). Gene Ontology annotation, cellular component: nucleus; cytosol. The coding region runs from base 877 to 4266 and encodes 1129 amino acids. Gene Ontology annotation, biological process: regulation of protein stability; protein deubiquitination. Gene Ontology annotation, molecular function: cysteine-type deubiquitinase activity; protein binding. The record is from RefSeq and is a predicted model, not a curated record. NCBI's taxonomy places the organism in Eukaryota, Metazoa, Chordata, Actinopteri, Perciformes, Nototheniidae. The transcript has 32 exons.
GACCGCCAUUUUGAGAUUUACCUCAGACUCAACACAUCACAAACCACGGGAGGAGCGGUUUAGAAGAGAGCCACUCAGGUUAAUGUUGUAUGACCGGGCACAUUCCUCAAAAGAAACAAGAGGGUUAGCAUAGAAAUGCAACCAGGUGCCGUGUUUUGUUGUGCAUUGUGUUAGGUUAAGGGGCGGUUUGCGUGGAUUUGGUUUAUGUCGGGCCGUGCGGGCAACUCUCGUCUUCGCGAACUUCCAAAUCAACACUAGUAUUGGAAACUGGUUUGAAUGGAUAGCUCUUUCCUCCGCUCUUCCCCAGACGAGGGACAAUCGGAGGAGCACACGGAUUGGGGAUAUCGCAGAUAAAGUUGUUGAAUGUGUGUUAAUAGCAAAUGAACCGUUGUUUUCAUUGUUGUUGUACCUAUAUCACCAGUUCGCUGCCUAGUGUCAGGUAGCUUAGCAAUAAACAGGGUAUUUGUUCCUCACGGUGCAGGUCGUGCUGUGCGUUGUCCCCACAUUUCCCGGGGUAAAGCCGGAUUGAUUUAGCUAAUUUAACGGGCCUCCCCUCCUCGGAGCCCCUGCCCACCAAUCCCCGUCAACCCACAGCGACUAGCACCCACCAAAGGCGCCGAGAUUGGGCGAAUAGCGAGCAAAUACGUCCGCGUUUCUCUACCCGCUCCCCCGCCGACCUCCCCUCCUCACUCCCCGGCGCUGACUGCGGACAAGGCCGAGGUCGCGACAGAGCAGGCCCGGCCGCCAAGGCUCGACCUGUCCACCCCAGCUCCGCAUCCUACCACACCUCACCAGCAGUCCAGAACCCGGUUCCCCCCAGAGCCGACCCUAGACAAGGUCGACAACAGCAUCACCACAACAACAACAGCUGCCAACAUGAACCACCACCAUCACCACACGCAGCAGCAGCAGCAACAGAAAGCCGGGGAGCAGCAGCUCAGCGAACCGGAGGACAUGGAGAUGGAAGCUGGAGACACGGACGACCCUCCAAGAAUCCCGGCCAACCCGGUGAUCAAUGGUAACGUUGCCAUGGCAGAUGGACACACAGAGGAAGACAUGGAAGAUGACACCAGUUGGCGGUCAGAGGCGACUUUCCGCUUCGUGGUGGAGCGCUUCAGCCGCCUGAGUGAGUCUGUGCUCAGCCCGUCCUGCUUCGUCCGGAACCUGCCGUGGAAGAUCAUGGUGAUGCCGCGCUUCUACCCCGACCGGCCACACCAGAAGAGCGUGGGCUUCUUCCUGCAGUGCAACGCAGAGUCAGAUUCCACGUCAUGGUCGUGCCACGCUCAGGCCAUGCUGAAAAUCAUCAACUACAAAGACGACGAGAAGUCUUUCAGCCGCAGGAUCAGUCACCUGUUCUUCCACAAAGAGAAUGACUGGGGCUUCUCCAACUUCAUGUCCUGGAGUGAUGUGACUGAUCCAGAGAGGGGCUUCGUUGAUGAGGACAAAGUCACAUUUGAAGUCUAUGUCCAGGCAGAUGCCCCACACGGAGUGGCAUGGGACUCAAAGAAACACACAGGCUAUGUUGGACUGAAGAACCAGGGAGCGACCUGCUACAUGAACAGCCUGCUACAGACGCUCUUCUUCACCAACCAACUACGACGGGCGGUGUACAUGAUGCCCACAGAGGGAGAUGACUCGUCCAAGAGCGUUCCCCUGGCUCUGCAGAGGGUUUUCUACGAGCUGCAACACAGCGACAAACCCGUCGGCACCAAGAAACUGACCAAGUCCUUCGGAUGGGAGACACUAGAUAGCUUCAUGCAGCAUGAUGUUCAGGAGCUGUGCAGAGUGCUCCUGGACAAUGUGGAGAACAAAAUGAAAGGCACUUGUGUUGAGGGAACAAUCCCUAAGCUCUUCAGAGGAAAGAUGGUGUCAUAUAUCCAGUGUAAGCAUGUGGACUACCGGUCAGAGCGGAUAGAGGACUACUAUGACAUCCAGCUUAGCAUUAAAGGAAAGAAGAACAUCUUCGAGUCAUUCAAAGAUUAUGUUGCAACUGAGCAGUUAGAUGGAGACAACAAAUACGACGCGGGAGAGCAUGGCCUGCAGGAAGCAGAGAAGGGAGUGAAGUUCCUCACCUUCCCUCCGAUCCUCCAUCUGCAGCUGAUGAGGUUCAUGUAUGACCCACAGACAGACCAAAACAUCAAGAUUAACGACAGAUUUGAGUUUCCUGAGCAGUUACCGCUGGAUGAGUUCCUCCAGAAGACCGACUCAAAGGACCCGGCCAACUACAUCCUGCACGCCGUGCUGGUGCACAGCGGCGACAACCACGGCGGUCACUACGUCGUCUACCUUAACCCGAAAGGAGACGGCAAAGUCAGUGUAAAGGAACCAAUAUGGUGUAAGUUUGAUGACGACGUGGUGUCGCGGUGCACCAAGGAAGAGGCCAUAGAGCACAACUACGGUGGACACGAUGACGACCUCUCAGUGCGCCACUGCACCAACGCUUACAUGUUGGUGUACAUCCGCGAGUCCAAGCUCAGCGAAGUUCUCCUCCCGAUGACAGACGUGGACAUCCCCCAGCAGCUGGUGGAGCGUCUGCAGGAGGAGAAGAGGGUGGAGGCGCAGAAGAGGAAGGAGCGCCAAGAGGCUCACCUCUACAUGCAGGUCCAGAUAGUAACAGAGGACCAGUUCUGCGGUCACCAGGGCAACGACAUGUACGACGAGGAGAAGGUGAAGUACACGGUCUUCAAAGUCCUGAAGAGCUCCACACUGCAGGAGUUUGUCCAGACCCUCUCCCAGACCAUGGGUUUCCCACAGGACCAGAUGAGGCUGUGGCCCAUGCAGGCGCGUAGCAACGGGACCAAGCGACCCGCCAUGCUCGACUACGAGGCCGACUGCAGCAAGUCGAUGAUCGACUUGAGCGACAACGAGAAUCCCUGGACAAUAUUCCUGGAGACGGUGGAUCCAGAGAUGGCAGCCAGUGGGGCCACAUUACCCAAGUUCGACAAAGACCAUGAUGUCAUGUUGUUCUUGAAGAUGUACGACCCCAAAACCAGAAGCUUAAAUUAUUGUGGACAUAUCUACACACCUAUAUCCUGCAAAAUAAGAGACCUUCUACCAGUCAUGUGUGAGAGAGCCGGGUUUCAGCAGGAAACUAGCCUUAUCCUCUAUGAGGAAGUAAAGCCCAACCUAACAGAGCGGAUACAGGACUACGAUGUCUCUCUGGACAAGGCCCUGGAUGAGCUCAUGGACGGGGACAUCAUCGUCUUCCAGAACGGGGACAUUUCCAGUGUUCAGCAAAGGGACAGUGCAGAUACAAAGGCAGACAUAAAGGACGACCCAGAGAGCGACAGCAGCGAGCUGCCGACGGCCAAGGACUACUUCCGGGAUCUCUACCACCGAGUGGACGUCAUCUUCUGUGACAAGACCAUCCACAACGACCCGGGCUUCGUCGUCACGCUGUCCAACCGCAUGAACUACUUUCAGGUGGCCAAGACAGUAGCACAGAGGCUGAACACAGAUCACAUGCUGCUGCAGUUCUUCAAGUCACAGGGGUACAGGGACGGUCCAGGAAAUCCUCUCAGACACAACUAUGAGGGAACGCUGCGGGACCUGCUGCAGUUCUUCAAACCACGGCAGCCCAAGAAACUCUACUAUCAGCAGUUAAAGAUGAAGAUCACAGACUUUGAGAACAGGAGGAGUUUUAAAUCCAUAUGGCUCAACAGCCAGUUCAGAGAGGAGGAGAUCACCCUCUACCCUGACAAGCACGGCUGUGUGCGGGACCUGUUGGAAGAAUGUAAAAAGGCAGUGGAGCUCUCUGAAAAGGGCUCUGACAAGCUGAGGCUGUUAGAGAUAGUAAGCUAUAAAAUCAUCGGAGUUCACCAGGAGGACGAGCUGCUAGAAUGUUUAUCUCCGGCCGCCAGCCGCACCUUCAGAAUAGAGGAGAUUCCUUUGGACCAGGUGGAGUUGGACAAAGACAGCGAGAUGCUCAUCCCUGUCGCUCACUUCCACAAGGAGGUCUUCGGCACCUUCGGGAUCCCGUUCUUGCUGAAGAUCAGACAGGGUGAGUCUUUCCGGGAGGUGAUGAGGAGGAUCCAGACCAUGCUGGACCUUCAGGAGAAAGAAUUUGAGAAGUUCAAGUUUGCGAUAGUGAUGAUGGGCCGGCAUCAGUACAUCACUGAAGACGAGUACGAGGUCAACCUGAAGGACUUUGAACAGCCAGGUAACAUGUCUCACCCGCGUCCCUGGCUCGGGUUGGAUCAUUUCAACAAAGCUCCAAAGAGAGGUCGCUACACCUACCUGGAGAAAGCAAUCAAGAUCCACAACUAAAAAAAAAAAAGCAGCCCACCCUUCCUCUAUGUCCUCCUCCUCCUCCUCCUCCUCCUCCUCCGCCUUCCUCCCUACCUACUUUAACACACCAUAACCACAGACUGUAACCAACCGUGUUUGUUUGUGUGAGACUGUGUGCGUGCGUAUGUGUGUGUUCAUCACUUAACACCCUGCCUGGACACCUCUACAGCUCUACACCGGCACCAUGUCUUCAGCGAUUUCGGAUCUUGCUGCAACUGACGGGUUAUCCUUCAACCACAAAAUAAACUGCACCAACCUCCUGACUGUUGAUUUUGUUGUUUUUGUUUUUGUUUUUUUUAAUCGUCUCCCUCCGUGUUCGAGGCUGCUCGAUUGUUGUUGUUUUCCCCCUGGCUUUCUAAACCUGUGACUGCCGUUUGUUUGUCCUUUUGUUCCAGAAGUGGGAGAAAUUAAAUUUGAUUUUAAAUAUAAAAUAAGCAGAGAGGAAGUGGGACACGGUAUAAAAAAUAUAUAUAUAUACACAAAUAUAUAUAUAUAUGAACUUCUAGACUUAGUUUUUGUUCUCCCACCUCCCUCACCAGCUUCUUUUGUCCCUUCACAUUAUUUUGGGGGGUUGUUUUUAAAUAAAGUUGUUUGAAGAGGAGGAGAGUUUGAUGGAAGGAUGUGGGCGGGGACUAACUGACAGAAAAGAGGGGGAAAGGGCAUGAUGGUCAUUUAUUUUCCGAGGGCGUCCAUCCCGAGGCUAACUAGUUGCGCUGAUGUGGUUCUUUAUAUUUUCUGCUCCCAUCCCUUUUUAGUGCAACUAAGCAAGUAUUUCCAAGUUUACACGCAAGUCUUUCUCACUUAGUUUUUGGUUGUUGGAGGAAGAAUUAUUUUUCUUUUGUCUCUUUCUUGCAGAUCUUGUAUAAUAAAAUUAAAAUCCACAGCAUCUGUUUAAAAAUAAAUGGGGUAAAAAAUGAGGAGGAAAUUUGUCUGUAUUUCAUCUUGCACGUUGGCACUUAAUGUCAGAGGUUUCUCAGGACUGGCAAAUGUGUAUUUUGGUUUUUCCGUUGCAAUGCUACUUUGAAAGGAACACACACAUGCACGGACAUUAACCCCCUUGACUUUCUCGUCCUUUUGUUUCUUCUGGGGGUUUUCUUGUCUUUCUCAUUCAUCCUCCUCUAAGCGCACACACACAAGCUUUGUCAUCUUCUCUCGGUUGACUGUCGCCUCCAGGUGGUUGGUAGCAGUAACUGCGCUGUGCUUGCUAGGGAGCUGCAGACACAACAGGUUUGAGGACUGUAGAGACAAAACCAGCAUUGUAAGAAAGAAAAAAAACACUUUAAGCCCUACGAAUUAAUUUCUCUUGUUUCUUUUAAAGCACAGAUGGAAUGCUCCCCUAAUAGCGCAUAGCUGGCUCUGUAAAGACAACAUUUAAGAAUUGUAUAUUUAAAAAUAUUAACGUGUAAAAUUAAAGAGAAGCACGCGCCAUUUUCUUGUUGGGUACAGAAGGAGCCAGGUGUUCAUAUUUCUUGUGUAGGGUUUUCUCUUUUUUUCUGCGUUCCUGAUGUACCAUUGACGAUUUUCUUCUGUUACAUUUGGAUUUAUUUUUUCUUUUCAAAACUAACUGCAUUGGGUUUGUCUUGUUAAAAAGUGCAGUACAAAGAUGACCUGCAGAAUCAUACCUUAAUUUGGUCUUUUCCAGUUUAAAAUCCUCAGUGUAGCAGCAGUGUACGACAACUAUUCCUGUAUAUUGCCUUUUUGCUGGAAAAUGUAUGUUGAAUAAAAUUUUCUAUAAAAAACAAAAAA